AAUAUUAACGGCAGGAAAUAAAGCUGUUGUUUAGGGAUGACACAGCUUUGUGUGAGGACCUUUAUCAGUUUACCACUCUGACUCUGCACUGCACUCUCACAGUGACCUGAGGAGCUGCUUCACUCUUCACUGACCCACGCUUUAGACGAGAGGAGAAGCUCACACACUGUGCAGAGAUGAUGGUGAAGGUGGUGCUGCAGGGGGCGGCUGUACUGGCCUGGUUAUUGAGCCCAGCAGCUCUGGGUGUGGUCAGUGGGCGGAAUGUCCGAGCUGCUGCUGAUGACGACGUUGAGGUUUUGACUGAAGCUCUGAUGGACGUCUUCAAGCAGUUAAAGUCCGUUAAAACACAGCUGGAAAACCUCAAAACGGAAAACAAAGCUUUGAAGACGGAGCUGGGAGUUUACGUCUCCAAACAACAGUCAGUCCUUCAACAGGUGCAGGGGAUCCAACAGCACAGCAGUGAUUUGGACUCCAAGAUUGCAUCAGCUGCCUCCAAACAGGACCUGCACUCAGUUGAACAGCAGGUGGAUGGGCUGAAAACAAAGGGAGAUGAGCCAAAAGUGUCAUUUUCAGCCACACUUUCGAACCUAGAAAGUGGUCAAAAAUUCAUUGGAUGGAAUGAUGUGUUCAACCUGCCUUACAUAAACGCUUUCACCAACAUCGGCAAUGCAUAUUGCCCAAGUUCAGGUAUCUUCACUGCCCCUGUGAAAGGAGUCUAUUUCUUCAGCUUUACCGUCUUCAACACGUAUGACAACUCAAGUUCAGCCUCACAGGUUGGAACUGGAGUUGCUCUGCUGAAAAACGGUGUUCAUGUCCUCUCAGUGACCGAUAACCCUCCGGGGACGGACACGGAGGACACUGGGGCGGGGUCAGCCUGUCUCCUCUUGAAUAAAGGAGAUGAAGUGUACCUGAGGCUCUGGGAAAAUUGCAGGGUUUAUACAGAUGGAAACAAACGAAACACUUUCAGUGGCCACCUCGUCUUCGCAAUGUAGACUUUGCAGUGCUUUUGAAAGAGAUCACAUCCUGUCUAUCAAUUUAUUUCAGUAUUAUUUCAUUAUUGAUUUUAAGUGAUUUGCUGUGACUAGCUAUCCACUACAUGGCCAAAAGUAUGCAGACACUGACCAUCACACUUGUAAGAGCUUGUUGGACAUCCAGCUCGAAAGCUAUAAGCAUUAAUAUGGAGUCGGCCCCCUUUACAACCAUAACAGCUUCAUCAGUAAUAUUCACAAUACUAUUACACAGUAAUAGCACUCACAAUUGGCUGGGGCAGAUCUAGCAGGGAAGAACUUUGCACUGACAGUGCCAUGUUUAAAGUAACUGAGCUCUUUUAUUAUGACCCAGUCUACUGCCAGGGGUUGUCUAUGGAGACUGCAAGGCUAUGUUCUUGAU
Molecule: messenger RNA, 1389 nt
Organism: Colossoma macropomum (tambaqui)
Lineage: Eukaryota; Metazoa; Chordata; Actinopteri; Characiformes; Serrasalmidae
Product: cerebellin-2-like
Exons: 7
Coding region: 177-992 (271 amino acids)
Molecular function (GO): protein binding
Source: RefSeq, a predicted model, not a curated record